AUGUCGGCGUCGGUCCUCUCCCUCCCCGCGACCCUCAACGCAACGACGCUCGACUACCUCCUCCGGGAAGCCCACGACUUGUACUACCCGAUGCCAACACCGGGCUUUACCGUGCGCAUCGCAGUGCUGUUGACCAUCGUCGCCAGCACCGUCCUCCUCGCGCUCUUCUACCUCUCCCACCACCUCUACACCUCCUACCGCGACACCCAUACCCUCUGGUUCAUCCGCCUGAUCGAGCGUCCAAGCGGCCGCUUCAUCGUCCUCAACCCACGCGUGACCUGGAGCAUCGCCAUCAUCGCCCACGGCUCGUUCGUCCUCGUCCUCGUCGCGCUCUUCUGGCAAAUCUAUGCGCACGAGUACUCGAAGAGGACGUAUAUCGCGCUCAAGACGUUGCAGCCUUUGCCGCAGUUUGUGGGAGGGUGGAUGGGGACUUGGUCGAGUCUGCAAGCUUUCUUGGUAGCAAGCGAAUCAGCAAACUCGCCCCUCCUCCCCGCUUACCUCGCAAACACCCUCUUCCUCCUCGGUGGCUUCGUCCUCGCCCUCCCAGACCUCGUCCUGGCGAUAAUCAACUCCCACCUAGCCCUCCGCCUCGACGACCGCUACUCCGACCUCGUCUCAGCCUUGCAAGCGCUCGACGCACAGCUCGCGGGAAAGACGCCUACGGUACAGCAGCUCUUGCAGCUGAAAGAGCCGGCGGGCAAGUUGCAACUGGCGGCGGGGAGGUUGAAGCAGUUCUCGGUUGCGCAGUACUGCGUUACGAUCAUGCUCCCUAUCGCUUGCCUCAUCGUAAACGCCGGCGGCCUCGCCCUCGCACGCAAGAUCCACGUGCACAUCAGGGAAAACGUCAGCCUCAUCGCUCUUCACACCGCAACCACCUCGCUCCCGCCUCAGCCGCUCGAUAUCUCGCUUGCGCUCGUGCCGACUCGGACUACGACUGAUACACCGAUGAUGGUGUUGGGGAAGGUUGUGAGUCGAGGGCUCGGGUUUGGGGAGGAGGGAGAGGGGGAGGGGAAGAAGGGGUUGAUGGGGCUGCGCGAGGUGGGUAGCGCCGAGAGGGCGAUCGUGUCCACUGCAGGAGCGGGAGGAGGAGGAGGAGCGAGUGAUUGGGUUCAGGCGCAGGGAAGGAAAGUGGCCGAGUUGAGGAAAGCAAAGAGGGAUCUCGUACUCGUCACGAGUACGAUUGUACUCAUUUGUACGCUGUUGAUUGCGGAUGUGGUUUGGUUGAUAGUGGGACUGGUGAGAGGCGGUUUGAGGCGCGGAGGUGGAGGGUGGAAGCAAACCGAACUCUCCGCCACGCUCGACAAAUGGAUUCUCUUCACCGCAACCCUCUGCGCCUGCAUCUACCUCAACUACAACGCCCUCUCGCUCAACCGCGCGUCUCGCGUUCCUGGUGAUACCGGGCUAUCGAGGCGCGACGGCCUGGAGGUGGUGAGUUUGCCGGUGCUCCGGUCGUCGGAGGAGGAUGGUGAGGCGCUUAAGCACGAGGGAUCGAACGAGUCUUCCUCCUUCCCCGACUCGCUUCCUCACCUCGACGACCCCCCUCCUCUGCCUCGUCUCCGCCCACAAAUCUCCUCUACCCGCCUCGGAACCCCCCGCUCAAGUUGGUUCGUCCUACCCACCACUCGGCGCUCGGGACCCCAGCCUGUGGCAUUCGGGGAGGUGAGGAUCACGGUUGAGACGGAGGAAGUUGCGGAUGGGGUGAGUCUUGAGUGA
Molecule: messenger RNA, 1713 nt
Organism: Rhodotorula toruloides NP11
Lineage: Eukaryota; Fungi; Basidiomycota; Microbotryomycetes; Sporidiobolales; Sporidiobolaceae
Exons: 8
Coding region: 1-1713 (570 amino acids)
Source: RefSeq, a predicted model, not a curated record